This is a messenger RNA of Didymella exigua CBS 183.55, 451 nucleotides long. RefSeq lists its product as uncharacterized. The record is from RefSeq and is a predicted model, not a curated record. NCBI's taxonomy places the organism in Eukaryota, Fungi, Ascomycota, Dothideomycetes, Pleosporales, Didymellaceae. The transcript has a single exon. The coding region runs from base 147 to 398 and encodes 83 amino acids.
UAACAGUCAGGUGGCAACGAAGAGAUAGAGGGCUGACGCAGUUCAGGUGAGGGGAGCGCUGAAAUCGAUACCUGAUUCAUAAGGCUGAGGCAUGGUGAGAUUGCCGUCGAGACUCGGCUGCUGCGGGCGCACGACUCACACGCCAAAUGCACCUCUUUUGGAACGCUGUUGCGCAAGGUGCGUCUCACGAGGCAUUACCCUCGCGUAAUGCAUGUAGCGGCCUCUGCAGUUCUCCCUGUGAUGUAGUCGUUGUGUUAUCGUUGGCCGUGCUCGUCAGGUGUCAGGCACGCAUCACAGGCAGUCACGGUGGACAGGAAAGCGGUCCGAGGAAACGCGGUGAAUCAAUAGCACUCGUCACAAGGGAAAGAUCUGCAUUUCUCAGAUAUUGUUGUCAAUGAAAACAGAUCAUAGUUACAUGCAGCGUGCCUUUCGAGCGGUCGCGGCAUCUGCA